UCUCGAUCGAUCAGGAAGGAAGGAAGAAGCUAGCAGGCAGGGUGCGUUAAGGCUUUGUGUGAUACAAUAGGAGUAUCAAAAGAUGUCUCAGAAGCGGAAUCUUCCUUCUUGGAUGAGUUCAAGGGAUCCUCCUGGGAGCAAGAAGCCCAAGGAUGAAGGUGAUAACCACAUAAGCAUCCCAAACAAAGAGCACACCACUAGAAAUGCUCCUCCUCAGCCAAACCAAUUCUCUAAACUUAUGGAAGGAGUUGUUUUUGUGCUGUCGGGGUUUGUUAAUCCUGAGAGGAGUACACUAAGGUCCCAGGCCUUGGCGAUGGGAGCCACUUAUCAGCCUGAUUGGAACUCUGACUCCACCUUGCUCAUCUGUGCUUUUCCAAACACUCCUAAGUUCCGUCAAGUUCAAUCCAACUCUGGAACAAUUGUCUCCAAGGAUUGGAUAAGUGAGUGUUUUAUGCAGAAGAAGUUGGUCGAUAUUGAGCAAUACCUUAUGCAUCCUGGAAAACCAUGGAGGAAGACCAGUGUUCCCCAAGAUACUCCUAUUCGAGAAAAGAAGAAGCAGUUGGCUAUAAAAUCAGAGGAGAAUCAAGUAGAGACAAAACCAGAAACAAGGGGAACGUCAUCUGCUUCAUCCAAGAAUAGACCAGCUUGCAAAACUGUGAAAGAGCGAUUUUCUGUUACCGAGGUGAAGAAAUGGGCAAGGGAGGACCUAACUGAAACCAUCUCAUGGCUAGAGAGUCAGGAGGAGAAACCAGAAGCAGGCGAGAUCAAGAGAAUAGCUGCAGAAGGAGUGUUAACUUGUUUACAAGACGCCAUAGAUUCUCUUGAGCAGAAGCAGGACAUAGGAUCAGUAACGGAGCUGUGGAGCUUUGUGCCUCGCGUAGUGAAGGAGCUUGGAAAGAUGGAGUCUUCUUCUUGUAAAACAGAAAACUCGACAGCUUCAAAAGAUGAGCUGUGCAAGCAAGCAAAGUCGUGGAAGAAGAUCUACGAGGCAGAGCUAGCAAAAAAGGGUGAAGAAGAAGAAGAAGCAUCGGGAACAAAAAGCAGAAGAACCUCUGGGUACGACAGUGACGAGACCGUUGAAAUGACUGAAGAAGAGAUUGAGCAUGCUUACAGGAAUGUUUCUUUAGAGUGAUCAAACUUGUUUCAUUUUGCUUGCAUAUGAUGAAAGAGCACUGGUUAGUUCGGUUUUAGUUCUCAGUCUUUGCAGCUCGAAUCUAUUGCAUUAAAUUCGGUUUUGAUUAGCGGUUGAUACAAUUUUGAUCCGGUCAGUAAGGUUCGGAUCGGAUCUACUUGCUGAAUGUAUUGACAACCGGCUUGAUUGACUCUCUUAAAUGACUCAACCGGUCUAAUACAGCUUAAUUAAUGCGAACCG
This is a messenger RNA of Eruca vesicaria subsp. sativa (arugula), 1372 nucleotides long. Lineage: Eukaryota; Viridiplantae; Streptophyta; Magnoliopsida; Brassicales; Brassicaceae. The record is from the annotation of a GenBank genome assembly.